AUGUCAUUUGAAUCACUCAUCACCGAUCUUCAUCCAGAAGACUUCGUUAGGAUAUCUGCUAAAGACACUUCAGAUGCUCCAAGUGAAGAAGACGUCGAGAAAUGGAUAUCUGUAGGAGACGUGCAAAAGUUAGAGCAAAUAUUGUUGGACGGUCGCGUUCAUCUUUUAAUCGACAAGAAGACAGCUAAUUUGGAAUCUGAUGAAUUUCUUCAAGGAAUACAGCAGUAUCAGGCCAAAAUUGAUGCGAUUCACAAGGCUGUUGAAGACGGUGAUGUGAGACGUGUUAAGUCGUUAAUCGAUCGUCCUCAGUUGGCCACUGCACGAGAUACUUACGGGAUGACUCCACUGCAUAAGGCACUUCUACAUGGUCAAAUGAAUGCAGUUCGAUAUCUGCUAUCCAAAUAUCCGUCUUGCGUUAAUGCGGCCGAUCAUGCUGGUCGCACAGCGUUGCAUUAUGCGGCAGCUGAUCCAAAUGGUGAACACAUGAUAAAAGUAUUACAAAAAGCUGGUGGAGAUGCGUUCAUCGAAGAUAAGGGAGGGAAAAUUGCGCUCAAAACUAGCAUUUAUUUGCGUUUGGAAAAAAAAUCACGUUAUUCUGUUCAGCACGGUCACACACCGUUCUAUUAUCGAACGCAUGGUCGACAUCUGAACGUACGAACGUUAAAAGAUAACGCUGUGAUGAAUCAACUCAUUUCCGGACAACUCAAUCGACCACUUCUUCAAGGCAUUUUCUCGUUCUCUUACACAAUUAUGGCAUCAACUCAUCUUGAAGAGGAUAUAACCGACUGGAUUCACACUGGUAACGUGGGAAAACUCGAAGAGUUGGUCUUGAAUGGAUAUGCAGAGUUGUUGUUGGGUAGAAAGUACGAGAUUGAUGAUCACGAUGCGAUCGCGUUCCUCGAAGUUCUACCGCAAUAUCAGGCUCGUUUCCCAUCCACUGCAAAAAUUCAAGCAAUUCAUAAAGCGAUAGAGAAUGGAAAUUUGAGAUCAGUGAAGCUGUUAACCGAUCGUAAGAAGGUGGCAUUGUGUCGCGAUGCACGUGGAUUGACACCGCUUCAUAAAGCGAUCGUGUUCAGUCGUGCGGAUAUCGCUAAAUUCUUGAUACGCAGUUAUCCACAGUCUGUUAACGCCAUGGACCAAAGCAAAAGAACUCCACUACACUAUGCUGCAGCGCUACGUGAUGGAGGCUACAUGUAUAAGGUUAUGCGAAAAGCUGGGGCCGAUCCGAACAUAUUCGAUUGUAAUGGUCGACCACCUAAGUAUUACCUGAAGUAUCCGGGCGAGAUUGACUUACAAGGGAUGCGACUCAGCACAAGGGCUGCCCUCAAGCAGAUACUUCACAGUCGUGUUGCUCCCUCAUAUUUGGAGUCAAGCAUGCAACAGUGGGUUCGCGAGGGUAAUGUGGCCAAACUCGAGCAGCUCGUGCUAUCCGGAUGUGGUGACUUGUUGCGGAAUCGUACAUCGCAUAAUCCUGAGGCGGCUGCCUUCCUCGAGAAUAUUGACACAUAUCUUGAACAAAUUGAAGCGGUCCAUAGAGCCAUCAAAGAAGGUGAUCUGAACAAGGUGAAACAAGCGAUCGUUUCGAAGAAGUUGGCAUUGGCUCGUGAUCGUCAUGGCUGUACGCCUCUGCACACGGCUGUCAUUCACGAACAGACCGAAAUCAUUCGCUAUAUUGCGGCAAAUUUUUCGUCUGUUCUGAAUGCACCCGACUAUAACAAACGUACAGCAAUGCAUUAUGCAGCAGCAGCACGCGAUGGAGGCCAUUAUUUGAAGAUACUGGGCAAAGCGGGUGCUGAUCCGAUUGCGGUCGAUAACGAAGGACGAACACCUGACUAUUAUCGUCGAAAUGCGGUGAUCGAUUUGAAAGUGCUGAAAGAACGAGACGGAGACGAUGAAGACGUGAUUGCGGAUGAACUCUUCGAAGAGACACCUCAUUUUGAGUCACCUCAAAGCCCUGAUUCGGUUUCGAUUGUUAGGUAUCUGCGUCGUUUAGUCAAUGAAAUUUCAUCCAGUUCAACUUGCUGGAAUAGUUGA
Molecule: messenger RNA, 2034 nt
Organism: Anisakis simplex (herring worm)
Lineage: Eukaryota; Metazoa; Nematoda; Chromadorea; Rhabditida; Anisakidae
Source: the annotation of a GenBank genome assembly